Plenodomus lingam JN3 is the source of this 2031-nucleotide messenger RNA. The record is from RefSeq and is a predicted model, not a curated record. NCBI's taxonomy places the organism in Eukaryota, Fungi, Ascomycota, Dothideomycetes, Pleosporales, Leptosphaeriaceae.
AUGGCCGUCGAUGACUUGAUGUUCGUGCGCCCUUCCCCCAAAUACGGCACCCAGACCCCAUCCACUAAUCAUUGCAGCAUUCGAGACACCGACGCCUUUGUGUUGCCCUCGAAAGCCUACUAUCCCACAAAAAUCCCUAUAGCACAUUUCCAGCUGCGUCAUUUCAUCAGCUGUCCCGAACCUGACCUCGUUUACUAUGCGAGCGGCCCCGAAGUCUACUGCCUCAACACGGCCACCCGAACACAAGCACACGUCACCACACUGCCCUUCGAUGCGCGCUGUACCUCGGCUGGCCAUGGCUACGUCUGUGUCGGAGGUGCAGAAAAUGGCAACUUCGCAGCCAUCAAGGUGACGGGCAUGCCCCCCACAGAUUCGUCCGACGUCGAUGCCUCGUUACCGCUUAACUUGGAGCACCGCCUACCUCGGCCCCCUCUUUUGGGCACCGCAGCCCGUAUAUGUCUCGAGAAGAUUGGCGAGAAUAUUGUCAACUCCAUCUCAAUACACUGCCUACCAGACGCAAACGAGGGCAAAGGCGAUGUUGUCGCGGUCCUCACCAACAACGACAAGACUGUGCGCCUCUACUCUCUAACGCAAAAUCUCGAGCUCUUUGUCUUGGACCUCCCUUUCGCCAUGAACCAUGCGACCAUAUCGCCGGAUGGGCAAAUGUUGGUGGCUGUGGGAGACGCGCCAACUGCCUAUUUCUUCGAAUACUGCAAUGUGUCAAAGGGGAGCGACUACAAGCAAUCAGAGGGCAUAACGCACUCGAUAGGCCCGGAGUGGACGCUGCUCGAACAAGUCAAACUUUACAUACCAGAGGGUUCACGAGCGGAUGGGUAUUUCACUACUGCCUGGUCGCCUUCUUCGCGCUUGUGUGCGGUGGGCUCUGAGUGUGGCUACAUCACACUGUUCGACGUUGAACUGAUCAAGUAUGUCGAUGAUCCCCAGGACGCAAUUCUGCAAACAAUCCAGUCCACAAGUCCAGAUAUCCAACACGGCCCGGGUUCCGUGCGGACAAUGUACUUCUCACCAGCACCAUGGGACCUUCUGAUUUGGAGUGAGGACCAGGGCAGAAUACUGACACUGGAUCCAAAAGAGGAGGGAAUAGAGAAGGUUGAAAUAGCCGACUUCGACAUGACCCUCACGCCUGAAAUGCAUGAGCUGCGCAGGGAAGCUGAAUUCCUUCGCGGUUACCGUCGUGCGUUAGACUCGGAGGGUACAUCGGCGGCCGUUGAUGUCGCACAAACCUACUUUGAUGGCGACUAUGAGCGGCGCAGGGCGCUUCAAAGGCAAGCGGGGGUCGUGCAGUCAGACAAUGACCAAUUUGGAUUGAGUGCGCAUGAGCGUCAAGUCAUUGAGACGCUGCGAAGUACCAGGUCACGAGCUGAAGGUCGAGAGCCGGAGAUAACGCCACGGAGUAUUGUGUACAGCACUUCAAGGCAGCGUGAUACUCGACCUGAGUCUGGCAGUGAUUCCACAGAUCGACCCACGACCACUACUGCCAACGAACACGUGCUGGAUAAUUUACUACUUCGCACCGAGCAUGGACUCUUUCCACGUCGCCAGGCUUCGGUCAUCGUCUCCAUUGACGAAGCCACGGUCAACGUCCCACCUGAUGCCAUUACCCACAUCACUGACUCAGCGCUCACACGAUCACCCAACCCUGUACCAGCACACGCUCGUCGCGCUGCCAACAACCUUCUUGCUUCAACAGAUGCCGCUUGGCGUACCAUCGAAGAAGCACACGCUGCUCAAACGCGAGCUGCUAAUCGUAGCUCCACAUCCAAUCCAUCCGCACCAGAGCUACGUAGUCUACGACAGGUGACGCAGAUGCGCGAGCGUCUCCGCCUCGUACGAGCACUCCAGAUACAGGCUUCUUCAGAGCGACAUGACCCAGCCAUGGGCGUUAGAACGGCCGGAUUAGCUAUGAGCUCUGAUGGGCGGACACUCUACUGCGGCACAGAAGAGGGAAUUUUCGAGUUCAAGAUGAAUUUGCACGCAAGGAAGGCAUUUCCUGCUAUCAAACCCUGCUAG